UUGAGUGGUGUUAACGAUUCCAUGCUGUCUUUUUUCUUUUAAGCGGAACCACGUACUAAUUUCGAUAGUUGCUCUUUGGUACAAGUUACAAACAGUUAUAAAUUCAAAACUUGAAACAUCAUGGCAGUCUCAGGAUUAUCAUCACUAACUUCCGUUUUCUUGGCAUGCCUGUUCGCUGCCGGAAGCCAUGCGGCAUCCUAUACUUCCAGUCGGAAUCUGGAGGACUACUGCGGUCGGACGUUGAGCAUUAGCUGUCCGUCUUACUCGUUUGGCGAAGCCGGAGCAAUCCGCUUCUGGAACAUGCCCAGCAGGUCAUGUGAAGUGACAGUGACCUUGAGCAGCAGCUAUUGUGGAUCAUCUUAUGAAUACUUUAGAAUCUAUCUCAACAUAAGAGAGUCAAAGAUGCCAACGAACUCUCAGAUGAUGAUCUACGAUACAUCCAGCAGCCGUACAUUGGGCAAAUCUUGGAGUGGAGGUACUCAGGCGCAGUACUCUAAUCCCACGUCAGCCGGUCAGUAUCUGUCCAAAUCGGCGAAACGACCGGAAAUUUCCAUUGAAUUCACCCCGCACUCUUCCUAUCCUCCCGCAUCCAGCCAUCAAGUCCUAUUCGACUACGUUAUUGUAUCAGAUGAAAGCUCGUCGUCCAGAACGUACUGCAGCGCGCUGUACGGAUACAUUAGUGACAGUCUGAUCUGCGACACCACCAACGACCGUGUCAACUGUCCUUACUCAUAUGCGGACUUAACAUACAGCAUGGAUGCGGCCAUGAACCGACAAACUUGCUAUGCAAACGUAUCCUUUGAUAAUGGGGAGUCCACACAAAUUCCAACCGAAGUUGUAUUGCUUCUUCCAGAUAAUAAUUAUGAUCUCGGGGCUGGAGCGAUCGCCGGCAUCGUCAUCGGAUGCGUGGCUUUCGUGGCCAUUGUCAUCGGGAUCAUUGUCGCCUGUGCCAGUCGUCGACCCCGCACAACCGUCCAAAAUGUGGCUUUCACCAACAAUGCUUACUCUGCACCAGUGGUAACCUUUUCCCAACCCGGUGCUCCCCCGCCCUACCCUACCCAGACCUACGCUCCGGCAGUACCGCCACCGUAUCCAGCAGGUGCGGCUCCGGCGCCGUAUCCAGCGGGAGCGGCACCGCUUCCUCCGGCUCCCACAGUGGCUAAGUGAGAGCCCUGGAGCAGGCUACGUGCAGACGGUGGACAUAAUCUAACUGUAUGACUGCACAAAAUUCUAUGCUCGUAACGAUGUAAUCAUCGACCAGAAUUGGAGAGUGACUAUGCUUGUGUUCGUGGUGUCAAAAAAAACUGCGAACGCGGGUGACGUGCGCCCUUGUAGCGGCAAUCGUAACUACCUGUGUGUAUUUUUUUCUUAUACCUACUGGCUAAAGCACAAAUCGGAAAAGUUGCAAUAUAUUGAUAAACUUUCUUAUUCUGUUCACUGCACAGGCGAAAGCGUAAACCUCCUUCAAAUAAAAGCAUGAUGAUUUG
Messenger RNA from Paramacrobiotus metropolitanus, 1487 nucleotides. RefSeq lists its product as uncharacterized. NCBI's taxonomy places the organism in Eukaryota, Metazoa, Tardigrada, Eutardigrada, Parachela, Macrobiotidae. The record is from RefSeq and is a predicted model, not a curated record. The coding region runs from base 121 to 1167 and encodes 348 amino acids. The transcript has 5 exons.